Dichomitus squalens LYAD-421 SS1 is the source of this 1085-nucleotide messenger RNA. RefSeq names its product NADP+-dependent D-mannitol dehydrogenase. The record is from RefSeq and is a predicted model, not a curated record. Gene Ontology annotation, molecular function: oxidoreductase activity; zinc ion binding. The transcript has 9 exons. Bases 1 to 1032 code for a protein of 343 amino acids. NCBI's taxonomy places the organism in Eukaryota, Fungi, Basidiomycota, Agaricomycetes, Polyporales, Polyporaceae.
AUGGCCUCUCAGACCAUGGAAGCGAUCUACUAUGAGAAGGCGGGUUCAUUCAAGCUUGCCAUGGUUCCAGUACCAGAGUUCAAACCCCGUGAGGUGCUGAUUAAAGGUCUUUGCGGGUCCGAUCUGCAUCUAAAUGGCGAGACGAACAUUGUAACCUAUCUCUUCAUCCCUGGGCAUGAAGUCGUCGGCGUCAUAGCCCAAGUCGGCAGUGCCGUUACCGGGUUCUCCAAAGGCGACCGCGUUGUCGCAGAUCCUUUGGUCGAGUGUGGUCACUGCUUCUUCUGCCUCCGCGCGGAGUUCGUGCUUUGCGAGAACCUCAACGGACAUGGAGUCAGCAUCCCUGGGGGCUUCAGCCAAUACGUCGCUUUUGAGGUCCGCAAAGUGUUCAGAACGUUCAAGAUCCACAACAUCUCCGACGAAGAAGCGAUACUCAUCGAGCCCACCGCCUGCGCCAUCCACGGCAUCGACAAACUCGAUGUCAAACUGGGUAUCGAGACACUCGUCAUCGGCGCGGGACCCACCGGGCUUGUCCUCGCACAACUUCUCAAACUGUAUGGCGCAUCCAAGGUCGUGAUAGCGGCGAAUAAGGGCAUCAAGACGGAGCUCGCACGCAAGUUGGCUGCGGCAGAUGAGUAUGUCGAACUGGACCGGGCGGACCCAAAGCCGCAGUGGGAGAAGCUGAAGAAGGACCAUCCGUAUGGCUUCGAUGUGGUGGUGGAGGCGACAGGAUCAGCCGCCCUCGCGAACGACGCCAUCAACUACGUGCGGCGAGGCGGUUCGCUCUUGGUGUACAGCGUUUACGACCCGAGUGCUCUGGUCCAGUGGUCUCCUGCCAAGAUAUUCAUCGACGAGAUAAAGAUCGUUGGCUCGUUCUCACAGCCGAACUACUUCCCGCGGGCGGUGGCUUACCUCGACAGCGGCAAGAUCAACGUCAAGGGAUUGGUGACGGACGUGUUUAAGCUGUCAGAAUUUCAGCAAGCUCUGGACAAACACAAGAGUCGGGACGUAGGGAAGAUCGCCGUCAGGCCUUAAGAUACCGUGUACAGGUGUUCUCUAAGUCUGCAGGAUCUAUAGCUGUAUGUAUA